This is a messenger RNA of Cercospora beticola, 2124 nucleotides long. Its product is annotated as PPN1 endopolyphosphatase family protein. Gene Ontology annotation, molecular function: phosphoric diester hydrolase activity. The record is from RefSeq and is a predicted model, not a curated record. Lineage: Eukaryota; Fungi; Ascomycota; Dothideomycetes; Mycosphaerellales; Mycosphaerellaceae.
AUGGUCGCUCUUCGAAAUGCCUCAUUCCCUAUAAUUAUCGCGUCGAUGGCAUUCAUUUGCGGCAUCGUCGCCGUGUCUCCUUUGCUGAUGCAGCUAGGCGAUGCGCAAGCAGACUAUGGCCAGAAAACCACAGAUAUUCCUGGUGCCCAAACAUUCGUCGCACCCUCAGGCUUUCCCAAGAACAUAUUUCCGUCUUACUAUCCGACUCCCCCCGGCCAGCAACCUCAGCCAGAGAUCCACGAUCCCAUACUCAAUAAAACGUACCCUUUGAACCUAACAGAUCCAGAUAACAUACCAGAUCAUGCGGAAGAUCCUGUCUUCUUUCCAAGCCCUACAGCCAACCUGUCCGCAUCCGAGCAAGCCGAUGUCAUCGCUGAUGCUUUGAUCAAAAUCAAGGACAUCAUUUCCAGCUCAGAUUACAAUGGGAAUUGUUCGAAAUGCACAGCAGCACUCUCUGUUGGCAAGAAUGCGUCGCAGCUAGCUCCGACUCUGAUUCCAGCUGCUAUGGUCAGCUUGUGCAAUGAGACGGGGCUACGCUCGGCCAGUGCGUGUGACAAGGAUUUCCGAGCAGACACUUAUGGUGCCAUCUGGACACAAAUAUUGACCUUUGCCGAUGUUACUGGAGCGGAUGGGCAAUACAUUUGCAACUAUCUUUCCUAUUGUCCCACACCUGCACCGAUCGAUAUCGAUCUUAAGAGAUACUUCCCGAAGCCAAAGCCUGUCAAUGCCCAAAGACCAAAAGCCAGUGGAAACCGUGUCAAGGUUCUACACAUGAGUGACUUCCAUCUCGAUCCAAGGUACAAGGUCGGCUCGGAGGGGAACUGUACUUCUCAUCUUUGUUGUAGAAGUAAUUGGCCUAACCCCAAACUGCCAGAGGGCCAGAUUAGUUUCCCUGCGCCAGAAUUUGGAUACUUCGAUUGUGACACUCCAUAUGAUCUGGGCGCGGCCGCACUACAGGCAGUGGGACCAUUGACUGGCACUUCCAGGGAGGAUCCUCUUGCAUGGACAAUUUACACCGGGGACUUGAUUUCGCAUGACCCCCAGUCUCAGCUGAGCCGAGACUAUGUUACGUACACCGAGACUGCAAUCUUCAAUUACUUGUUUAAGACGUAUCUCACAGGACCUGUCUUUGCAGUGCUGGGCAAUCACGAUACGAAUCCGGAGGCGAUCAAUGCGCCCCAGUCGUUACCGGGUCCAUUGGGUACACAGAUGAGCUGGAACUACGACCACGUUGCAGCUCUAUGGAAGCACGAAGGCUGGAUUGGUGAAGAGCAAGCGAAACAAGCACGCCUUCACUACGGCGCGUACAGUAUCAAGAACCAUUAUGGACUCCGCAUGAUUACAUUCAAUUCGGACUUCUGGUACAAAGGAAACUUCUUGAAUUACAUCAACACAACGAAUCCAGAUGUCAGCGGAACUUUCAGAUUCGUGAUAGACGAGCUUCAAGCCGCUGAAGACGCAGGCGAGCGCGUCUGGCUUUUCGCACAUGUGCUCUCUGGAUGGGAUGGAUCCAACCCUCUUCCGAACCCUACGAAUCUGUUCUACGAAAUUGUCGAACGUUACUCUCCGCACGUUAUUGCUAACGUAUUCUUUGGACAUACACACGAGGACCAGUUCAUGAUCUACUACGCCGGUAACGCCACAGAAAGGUCUCUUGAGACAGCUCUUGCUACUGGUUGGAUCGGACCCUCUGUUACUCCAUUGAACAACGUGAACAGCGGAUUCAGGUUGUAUGAAGUCGAUACUGGAACCUUCGAUGUAUACGAAGCGCAUACGUUCUACGCCGACGUCAAUAGCUUCUCAAACUUGACCACCACUGGGCCUACGUUCCAGUACGAGUACUCCACUCGCGAAACUUAUGGACCGGCGAUUAGAUGGCCAGCUGAUGCUCCGUUGAAUGCGACCUUUUGGCAUGCUGUCACGGAGGCCAUGGAGAAGGAUCAUAGCUUGGUCAGCACUUUCAAUACGCUUCAGGGGAAGACGAGUGUUCUGAGUCCGAACUGCACGAAUGAUGCUUGCGCCAAGGCGAAGAUCUGCUAUAUGAGAAGUGGCAGUGUGGCAUUGGGGAGACAGUGUCCGCAGGGAUAUGGAAGUGUGCAGAGCGCUUUCACACCCGCUCAGUAG